ACCAGGAGAAGCUGAAGCAAAGCUAAGCAUUGCUAGACCAGCAGAAAGAGGAUCCCUUAUUACGGUAUCAGUUUUUAUAAAAGGUCUCAGCAUGAAGACACUAAUUUUGAUUGCAGUCAUCUUUACUGCCACAGCUUGCUUCUCGUUGGCUGAUGCGUAUGGGUAUGUAAAUGAUGGAUAUUACAGACAGAAUGAACAAGGACAAUGCGGCGAAGGAUAUGGGAAUAGAAAUGACGGACAAAACGGAUAUAACGGACAUACCGGAUAUAACGGACAAAACGGAUAUAACGGACAAAACGGAUAUAACGGACAAAACGGAUAUAACGGACAUACCGGAUAUAACGGACAUACCGGAUAUAACGGACAAAACGAACAAGGACAAUGCGACGAAGGAUAUGGGAAUAGAAAUAAUGGACAUAACGGACCUAACGGACAAACCGGACAUAACGGACCUAAUGGACAAACCGGACAUAACGGACCUAACGGACAAAACGGACAUAACGGACCUAACGGACAAAACGGACAUAACGGACCUAACGGACAAAACGGACAUAACGGACCUAACGGACAAAGACAAACUGGAGGAAGUUCCUCUGAAGAGAAUGGAAUGAAGUCUUAUUCAAAUCAUAAUCAAAGAUAUAGACGAGAUUCUGGAAGUUCAAAUAGUUACCACAAUCAGAAUAGUCCCAACCGUGCAGUCGCUCUAGCUCUCCUGGAUCGUUUCCUGAAAAAUCAUGCUUCACAAAAACAAACUGCAGCAGCUCAUGACAAUGCUGCCGCUACAAAUGCUGCCACAAUUACCACAACCACAACCUCAACAACUACAACCACACCCACUGCUGCUGCUCAGGCAAAGACUGCUUAAGUUCAACCGAGAUUGCAAAUAUAUCAACGGCCAAGAUCAAGAUUUUGAAAAGCUGAAUGCUGAUAUAUUUGUGAUCGUCGUCUCUCGCCAUACUAGUUUUACCAAAAGAUAGACCAAGAUACAGGGAUGUAGAUUCUUAGUGUUCUUCUUUGGGAAGAAACAUCCCAUAAAAACGCAAAUAAAAACUAUCUUGCAAAUGA
Sorex araneus (European shrew) is the source of this 1065-nucleotide messenger RNA. Its product is annotated as N66 matrix protein-like. Bases 92 to 865 code for a protein of 257 amino acids. The transcript is spliced from 7 exons. NCBI's taxonomy places the organism in Eukaryota, Metazoa, Chordata, Mammalia, Eulipotyphla, Soricidae. The record is from RefSeq and is a predicted model, not a curated record.